Molecule: messenger RNA, 4796 nt
Organism: Prionailurus viverrinus (fishing cat)
Lineage: Eukaryota; Metazoa; Chordata; Mammalia; Carnivora; Felidae
Exons: 2
Coding region: 1808-3064 (418 amino acids)
Biological process (GO): DNA integration; virion assembly
Molecular function (GO): nucleic acid binding
Source: RefSeq, a predicted model, not a curated record
GCGCUGGGAGUGGGUUGUGGACCCCGGAGGUGAGGGUCGCCGGCCGGGGCGCCCCGCCGGGGUUAGGGCCGGAACGCCGCGGACCGACGGCGUUUGGUGGGUCUUCAAGCUGCUAGGAGACUCUAGGUUGAACGACUAGCAUGGAGUGCUGUGUUUCAAAUACAUUUAUAUUCUGGUAGUGAGAGGCCUAAGCAAACUGAAACUUAACCAGCUUGUUCCACUUCUGUACAAUUGCUUGGCGCGCCCGCGUAUUCGUGACCAAUCAUUGAGAUACCCAUACCCCCAGUUGUGGUUUGACCUAAAGGUGGGAGCCAAUCGAAUGCUGCUAAGUGUUCAAAUUUAAAUAUCAACCAAUCGCAGCUCUGUAACUGUGAAAAAUCCCUGAUUUCCCCACGGCUUGUUUGUACCUGUCUAUAAAAGGGCUGUAAAAACCUCACUCGGGGCCUCUUAGCGUCGCCGGCAACGAGUGCGCGGAGGACCGGGUCCGAACCUGCAAUAAACGACCCUUGCCGCUUGGCUUUGGCUCUGGACUCUGGUGGUUCGUUUUUUGGGGUCUCUUGAACUCUGGGCGUUACAUUGGGGGCUCGUCCGGGAUACCCCCAAACCCACCAGACCCCAAGUCAACGGGUCAUUUCUGAGACCGGUCGGUAAGUGAGCCGGCUCUGUCCGUUCCUGUUUGUUCGUUUCUGGCUCUCCCGCGCGGGAUCUGUAUCAGAGACUGACACAGCCCUGGCGGACGCGCUAUAGGGCAGUCAGUCGGGACCAGUAGGAGACGUCCUCUGGCACCCGUCUGGGGCACCAUUUUGGCCCAUGGGAACUCUUUGUUCGGGUUACAGACACCCGUUCUGUAUCUGGUCCCCUCACCAAGGCACUUUGCCGCCGCGCUUGUGAUUUAACUUGUCUCCUCUCCUCUGCAGGUAUAUCCGGCUCACUCCCGGAACAUAAACUAACUUGACCCAUCUAUUUCUUCCUAUACAGACUAUGGGACAGAACCAGAGUACACCUCUCUCCCUUCUUCUGGCUAAUUUCAGGGAUGUCCAGACUAGAGGCCAUAACCUAAGCCUGGACAUCCGCCUGUCAAGACAUCACUUUCUGCCGGUCUGAGUGGCCCGCUUUCGGGGUGGGCUGGCCUACCGAGGGCACUUAUUAUUUGCCUAUAGUUGCUAAGGUCAAGGCCAAAACCCUCCUGCCAGGAAAGGAAGGCCAUCCAGACCAGGUUCCCCAUAUCCUCGUCUGGCAGGAUCUUGUUGAAAACCCUCCACCCUGGAUGUCUCCCUUCCUUUCCUCAGGGUCCUGUAAGAUUUUCGCGGCCCGCUCCACUGACCCAACCAAGCCGUGAACCCCCUCAGCGCCCCUAAAUCCCAUAUUGCCCGAUAGUCAGGACCUACUAUCCCUGGACCCUCCACCCUAUCAUCCCCCUCCCCUCGCACCCCAGGCCCUGCCCGCAGCAGCCGCCUCACCAGUCGCCCCGCUGGUUGCCCCCCAGGGGGAACCAGGAGGACGGGAAGCGGCAGCUGCACCGGAGCCAGGGAGGCUAGGGGCAGCAGCCUCGCCAAGCCCUAUUGAAAAUGAAACCAACAGCGAAGGGCCAGCCGGCCGAACUCGCAGGUGCACCCAGCGUGAGCCAAGCUCUCGCCUCCCCGACCACUGUGGCCCUACCCCUGCGGGAAAUAGGACCCCCCGAUGAAACGGGCAACCCCGACUCCAGUAUUGGCCCUUCUCCACCAGUGACCUUUAUAAUUGGAAAACCCAAAAUGCUCGGUUUUCUGAUAACCCUAGAGAUCUUAGAGCCCUCCUAGAGAGCAUAAUGUUCACCCACCAGCCUACCUGGGAUGACUGCCAACAGCUUUUGCGAAUCGUGUUCACCACGGAAGAAAGGGAGAGAAUUCAACUUGAAGCGCGGAAGCUGGUCCCCGGGGAAGACGGUCGACCCACUGUUAACCCUGACCUCAUUAAUGCAGCGUUUCCCCUGACUCGGCCUGAUGGGGACUACAACGCGGCAGAAGGUAGGGGACGACUGCUCAUUUAUCGCCAGACUCUAAUGGCGGGUCUCCGGGCUGCAGCGCGCAAGCCCACCAAUUUGGCCAAGGUGUACUCGGUAGUACAAGGUAAGACAGAGAGCCCUGCCACCUUUUUAGAAAGAUUAAUGGAAGCCUUUAGGCAGUACACCCCCAUGGACCCCGAGGCCCCCGAAGAAAUCCUGCCCAGGUAUGGUUUUCCAGUCCUGAUAGGGUCAGACAACGGACCUGCAUUCGUCUCUAAGGUAAGUCAGGGAUUGGCUUCCGUACUCGGGGCAGAUUGGAAAUUACAUUGUGCCUACCGGCCCCAAAGCUCAGGACAAGUAGAAAGAAUGAAUAGAACAUUAAAAGAGACCCUUACUAAAUUGACUGUGGAGACUGGCGCUAAUUGGGUAGAAUUACUCCCCUACGCUCUGUACAGGGUUCGCAACUCCCCGGACAAGUUGGGCCUUACACCCUAUGAAAUCACGUUUGGCAAACCCACACCUAUCAUACCUAAUCUUAAGUCAAACCUCAUUCAAUUAGACCAAGAUAACAGCCUCUUGUCUUCUCUCAGGGCUCUACAGUGGGUUCAUGAGGCCGUGUGGCCUAAACUAAGAGAACUGUAUGAGACGGGGCCCCCACCCACUCCCCAUCAGUAUCGUCCAGGAGACUGGGUCCUCGUCAAGCGACACCGGCAGGAGAACCUUGAACCCAGAUGGAAGGGACCUUACCAAAUCAUCCUGACAACUCCCACCGCCAUCAAGGAGUCGGUGCACAGCUCUUGUUAUGACUCCUAUCAGCAAUGUAUAGGGCCAGAUAACUCCACUACCUACUUUACGGCCAUCCUACAGAGUAACAGGGCAGCGAUAGCCAGUGAUAACAAUAUGCAACUUCAAGCUGGCUGCUCUGGCUCAGUUGGAGCUGCCAUCUGCUGGAACCCCCGAGCCCCCAUACACGUGUCUGACGGUGGAGGACCCCAAGACGCUGUCAGACAGAUUGAAACGCAAACGAGGCUUAAGGACCUCGCAGAACAUGUGUAUCCAUGGCUUAAUUCCACCCCCUAGUUCUCCCUAGGCACAGCCCUUACGAGUUAGACCCUCAGACAAUGUCUAUCCUAGAAAGCACUUUCUUACUCAAAUAUCUCUAACCCGACUCUAGCCCAAGAUUGUUGGCUUUGCCUACCCCAGCAAACUCCCCAACCCAUCGCCAUCCCCACUGAAGUUGAUAUCAGCAUAACCAAUGACUGCUUUCCUUCUUCCCUACCUGACCCCUUCCCCAUUCAAUUCAUUAGCCCGUUCGAUGCCUCUUGCUUUAUAAAUAAUCUUACCUCCCAGAAUAACAGCAUAGAUGUAGGGAUCGUAUCUCUUGCCCAAUGCCACCAGUACGUCACUAUCAACUCCUCCUCCUGUAGUACCAACACCACCGUUUUUGUCUGCAGAAAUAACCUAGCCUACACCUAUCUUCCCCACAAUUGCACUGGAGUAUGCAUCCUGGCCACCCUGCUACCAGAUAUCGACUUAGUCGCAGGAAAAACCCCCAUGCCCAUCCCUAGUCUGGACUUUGUAACUGGCAGAUCCAAACAAGCUGUGGCUGUUAUCCCCCUCCCGGUAGGCCUAGGAAUUACAGGCGCAUUAACUACCGGGACAGCAGGAUUAGGAGUCUCCAUACACUCCUGUCUGCGACUCUCUCGGCAACUAAUUGACGAUGUCGAAGCCUUGUCAGGGACAGUCCAGGAUCUGCAAGACCAGCUAGAUUCCCUAGCAGAAGUGGUGUUACAGAAUAGAAGAGGGUUGGAUCUGCUCACCACAGAACAAGGCGGCAUCUGCUUAGCCCUACAAGACAAAUGUUGCUUUUAUGCCAAUAAAUCAGGAAUAGUUCGGACCAAAAUUAAACAGCUCCAAGAGGACCUCGCACGCCGACGAAAAGAACUAGCCUACGAUUCUGUCUCCCUCUCUCUCUGCCCCUCCCCCGUUCAUGCUCUGUCUCUCUCUGUCCCAAAAAUAAAUAAACAUUGAAAAAAAAAUUAAAAAAAAAAAAAAAGAACUAGCCGAAAACCCACUGUGGUCAGGACUCCACAGGUUUCUCCCCUACCUUCUUCCCCUUUUGGGCCCCCUACUAUGCCUCCUCCUCCUUUUUACCUUCGGCCCUAUUAUAAUCAACAAAAUAAUGAACUUUAUCAGGGACAGACUAAACACCAUUCAGAUUAUGGUCCUUAGGCCACAGUAUCAGCUCCUAGACAUGGAGAGCGAGCUUGAUUAGGUAACACCGUAGGACCCAAGAUUGGUUCCUCAGGUACUUGAGAAAGGGGGGAAUGAGAGGCCUGAGCAAACUGAAACUUAACCAGCUUGUUCCACUUCUGUACAAUUGCUUGGCGCGCCCGCGUAUUCGUGACCAAUCAUUGAGAUACCCAUACCCCCAGUUGUGGUUUGACCUAAAGGUGGGAGCCAAUCGAAUGCUGCUAAGUGUUCAAAUUUAAAUAUCAACCAAUCGCAGCUCUGUAACUGUGAAAAAUCCCUGAUUUCCCCACGGCUUGUUUGUACCUGUCUAUAAAAGGGCUGUAAAAACCUCACUCGGGGCCUCUCAGCGUCGCAGGCAACGAGUGCGCAGAGGACCGGGUCCGAACCUGCAAUAAACGACCCUUGCCGCUUGGCUUUGGCUCUGGACUCUGGUGGUUCGUUUUUUGGGGUCUCUUGAACUCUGGGCGUUACAGUAGGAUUAAUAAAAUACAAGUUAAUUUGAAAGCCAAACUCGUAGUAUUUUCCCUUCAGCAUUUAAUAAAUGCCCCUUCCAUCCGAA